Messenger RNA from Cylicocyclus nassatus, 1925 nucleotides. Lineage: Eukaryota; Metazoa; Nematoda; Chromadorea; Rhabditida; Strongylidae. The record is from the annotation of a GenBank genome assembly.
GGUCAUUUCCGCAUCUAUCACGCCCAACGAGUCGUGGCAAUAUUCUGCGAAGUCGUUUGUGAGUGCGUUCACGGACAAAAUCACUCGUUUUUCCUCAACGUGACAAGCAGUUUAUAUCAGCAGGAUGUUUUCUGGGGACGACUCUUUGAGGAACUCCAACGAGCAUUUGGAUUCUGUUAAUAAUUCUGGGAAACCACACAAUGCAGAUCUGAAGCCGACAUCUUUGCUCGAUGAUGACGAAGGUGAUGAGAUCAAUCUCAACACAGACACGCGCUCAAAGUUAAGAUUGGAUACAUCUUUGGAUCCGGGCACGACACCCGCCCCGGAAAGUUCAAGUGUCCUUGAUCAGCCAGUGCCUGCUCCGAAAGAUGACCAGUUGAUGAAUGCUGAUUUUACUCUUGAAGUUCGAAUUAGCGAUUUUGAGAAGCGAGGAGAUGGAAUGAACGCUUACAUAGUCUACAAGCUUAUUACCAAGUCUGAAGGAGUACCAGGCGUAUCAGAUCGAACAUAUGAAGUAUGGAGACGCUUCUCCGACUUCCUUGGACUACAUGAUAAACUCUUUGAGAAGUAUAUUUCGAAGGGAAUAAUCGUACCAGCCGCUCCUGAAAAGAGUAUCGCCGCUAUGACGAAAACGAAGGCCACUUCGGAUCCUGCAACAUCUCGAGAAGUAGCUGUUCGUCGCGCAAGACAACUGGAACGUUUCAUGAGACGAAUAAUUCAGCAUCCUCGACUACGGAUAGACUGUGACGUUCGCGAUUUCCUCACUAUGGAGACUGAGCUUCCCCGUGCAAGUCAAACUGCAGCGCUAUCAGGAGCGGGUGUCAAACGUAUUUUCAAAAGCGUGUUUUCUAAAAUGGCUUUCCAUAUGGAGGAGGGAGACCGUUGGUUUGAGCAAACACAGUCGCAUGUUGAAGAAUUGGACGAAUCUUUGAGGAAGUUGCUGCACUUAUCUGAAUCUCUAACAUCAACUCGCAAGGAACUGGCUGGAGCCCAGGAAAGCAUGAGCAAGGGCUUGUCCAUGCUUGCUUCCUGUGAAGAGUCCACAGCUUUGGCUAGAGCGCUUUCUCAUUUGACUGAGACUGAAGAAAAUGCAGCAGCUUUGUGGGCCAAGCAGUCGGAGAUGGACUCAAUCCGAUUCACGGAAUCCCUGAGCGAAUAUGUUGGUUUGGUUGGUUCACUGAAAGAACUUUUUGCUGAACGAGUAAGAGUCUGGCAGAACUGGCAAUCUGCACAGCAAAGCCUUGCACGGAAGCGUGAACAAAAAGCAAGGUUGGAAUUAUCUGGAAAGAAUGAUAGAGCAACUGCUCUCCGAGAUGAGAUGGAUGAAGCCGUACGUCGCAUGGAUCAACUUGAGGCAGAGUUUGGAGAGCUCAGCAAACUCAUACGAGAAGAGAUUGGAAGGUUCGAGGUCCAACGUCGACAUGAUAUGCGCCAAAUGUUCAUCGAGUACCUGGAGUCGUUAGUUCAAACACACACGGAGAUGCUAGAGAUAAAAACGGAACUGAGCGUUAAGUUUCGCGCAGCGCUUUGAUAUCCGUCCAGUAUCCAGUUUAUAAGCCGGAAGGCUUUGAAAUGAAAAGCUAAUCAUUUUUGGUGCUGUUGUAUGUGAGGAGAAAAGAUGCGAGGAAUAUCACUUCUUAUCGUUUUUUGGUUGAUUCUCAUUAUACAUCUUCUUCUCCAAUUGUGUGUAUGUCCUGAAAAUUUUGUAUGCUUUUCUCAGAAUUUAUCGUAUUUUGUGACUGUGGUGAGAUUUACUGUGAUUCUUUCUCCUCCUCUCUUUAGUUACAUUUCCUGCAUGUGGCAAUCUGACGGCUGACAGACCUGUUCGCUAAUGUCGACUGUGUCACCGAUGGUUACCUUCAUUAAAGCUUUUGUUAUAUUUUAUCAGUUGUUAUUAAUUCAUCAAAAUAAAUAAUUUAUGCAGU